Dendronephthya gigantea is the source of this 2696-nucleotide messenger RNA. Its product is annotated as proline-serine-threonine phosphatase-interacting protein 2-like. The transcript is spliced from 13 exons. The record is from RefSeq and is a predicted model, not a curated record. Bases 74 to 1318 code for a protein of 414 amino acids. Gene Ontology annotation, cellular component: actin filament; cytoplasm; plasma membrane. Lineage: Eukaryota; Metazoa; Cnidaria; Anthozoa; Malacalcyonacea; Nephtheidae. Gene Ontology annotation, molecular function: actin filament binding. Gene Ontology annotation, biological process: actin filament polymerization.
AAUUGUUUCGAAAUUAGUGUUGUGAAAUGGUCUGAAAGAAGUCUUUUGAUUUGCAACAAAACGUGAACCAAUCAUGACAAAAACGCGGUUUGUCGACUGUUUCUGGGGCAGCGAUUUUAACAGUACAACAGGAUUUGAUGUAUUGUGUAAGCGGGUGAAAGAUGGCAGACAAAUGUGUGUGGACUAUGAAGAAUUUAUUAAACAAAGAGCAGAAGCUGAAGAAAGAUAUGGCAAAGCAUUGCUAAAGCUUGCAAAAACUGGAGAGAAUGGAGUUGAAAUAGGCACAUUGAGGCAGUCAUGGGAUGUCCUCAGGCAAGAAACUGAAAGUAUGGGACGUGCUCACCUGGAGUUCAGUCAGCAGUUAAUUGACCAAAUUGAUCGAGAAGUCAGGGAAUUUAGGGAGGAUCAAAAAAACAAAAGGAAACCGAUUGAAGAGAAUGUGAAAAAAUUGCAGAAAGAGAAAAGGAACUGUUUUGAAAACAACGUAAAAGCAAAAAGAAAUUACGAACAAAAAUGCAGAGAACACGAUCAGUGUGAGGACACGUUGAAGAAAUCUGCUUCGCAGCAAAGUAAAGAGGAGGAAAAGCUUCGUGUAAGAUUAUCGAAGGCGAAAACGGCAGUUGAAAAUGCUGAUGCAAACUAUCAAAGCACAGUAAGAGCUUUGGAAGAGUCGCGUAAAGAAUGGGAAAGAGAAAUGACCACCUGCUGUAAUACUUUCCAAGAACUUGAAACCGAAAGGAUUUCCUUUCUACGAAAUAGUAUGUGGACGUACACGAACCUCGGGUCCACGAACUGCGUCAGGGUUGACCAGCAUUGCGAAGAAGUAAGGAAGUCUCUAGAACAGUGCGAUAUUAAUUCGGAUCUUCAUUUGUUCCUAAGUGCAAAGCAAACCGGAUGCGAGAGGCCUGCUGAAAUAUUCUACGAGAAUUUCUACACGACGCAGAGUAAUCAGAAGACUGGUUUACAGUCAUCACAACGACAGCCAAAUUACCCCAUGGCAAAAGUUAGUCUGCCACCUACACCUACGGUUGCGAACACUGUACCAAAAACUAACGUGAUAGAUUACGGCGAUGAUAUAGAAGAGGAUCCGACCUACUCUACGGUUCAGGACUUGAAAAAACGAACAGAGAUCAAACCCCCGACAAAAUAUGUCAAGGCCGACUUUCCAUAUGAUGCGCAGGGCAGCGAGGAACUUUCAUUCCGUGAAGGUGACGUCAUUAAAGUGCUGCGCGAGGAAGACAGCACGUGGUGGUGCGGGGAAAUUCGUGGACGUAAAGGAAUGUUCCCGCGAGAAUUUGUGUCGAGUCAUCGAAAGUAAGCAAUAAACAAAGAGAGACGUUCAAAUGAUUAGUUAGCAUUCAAUACAACUAUAUUUGUACGCAGAAUAGCGCGAGGCAAUUAGUGUUGGCCAAAAUUUUAAACAUAAGCAGGACCGCCGAGAAAGGCCUGGUGCCCAUGAACAGUUAUUUAUAGCCCUAAACCUCCGACUAUAAACUUUAUUAUAAAUAUUCACAACAGAGGCGUGGCUUAAUCUUAAACAUCAUAAAUGAGAAGAUUAACCAUGUUUUAUGUCUGAGUUAUUAGAAAAUUUAGCUCAGACACCUAUUUAAAAAAUGUUUCUUAUUUCAACCUUGGGUGAAAUGAGAUCAGCUUCGCGUUCUCUCGACAUCUGUCGUUUAGAGAUAAUAGUUCGAUAGGUUGUGGUUUGGAUUACUGAAUAUUUCUCUAAAUAUAUUCGAAUCCCUUUCUUUAUUCGCAUUCCCUUUCUUUUUCUUAACGCAUUGUGAUGUGCAAUCGUGCAUAUUUGUAUCCUCGUCUAACCCUGUAACAAUGUCGUGCAGUAUCACGGCUGAAUGCCCCCUCCCCUCUCCAACCAACUACAUAAAAUAGUAUAAUCCUUACCAACAAACAAACUUUAUAAAUGGUUACUUUCAUUAUCAAAGCAAUAAUAGUAAUAACCUAAGGUGAAAAGGUUAGAAAAUAAAUCAAACCUUUGAAGUUUGCAGUCGAGAGGUUCACGGUGCACCCUUAAAGUAUUGUAAUGUUCAUAUAUAUGUGUCUAAUGUCUAGCAUGCGUAAUUGACUUUUUGAGGUUUUCAAAACCUUUUUCACUUACGGCGGGUCUGCACAUUAGGUAGUACUGUAUUUAGAAAAAUGGCAACAACAAACGACACUUUUGUAUAUUCAAUUUUAUAUAAACAUUCACCGAUAGAAAUGAUUCCUGGCAAGGUUUAGAUUGUAGUAAAACUUUCGUUGUAGUUUUCUUCGAUCGCGCUAAUUAAUAUUUCAAUUUAUGUAUUCAAGGUCAUAUAUUCACAAUUAUUUUAGUAAUUUUUAAAUUGAAUGUAAAAUAUAUUUGUAAUCAAGAAUAUUGUAUUUGAAACUGAGUGACGUGCGUAUAUAUAACAAUCAAAGUUGAAAUAGAGAAAUUCAGUGAACUUUUACCAAUUUCUAUUACGAUAGUGUUCUAAGAUAAAGGAUUUCAAGUAAAUACCCACGUGUGAUGUAUGAAUACUGUGUAGUAUUUCCCAACUCCCAUUAAUUAACGGAGAUAGAUUUAGAUUGAGGACGGGAGCGUCAAAGACGACGUGAGAAUGGCGAAUAAAUGGCAUGAUGCUCACGCGUGUCUGGAGGUAAUGCCCGCAAUUUUGGCUUCACGAAAACAAUGAGGAAGUAUCGCUUCAGUUAUUUAUUAC